GCCACGCGUUUUACUUUCAUCGAAGCACUCAAAAAGUAUGGUCUUUGUCUUUUAUUCCACCUGAAUAGUCCAUUCCCACCCACUGUCACAGAUUGUUCUGGUUUUACUCUUACCCUCCAGUUCUCUGUUCUCACAAAGACACAAUUAGCAUUCAUUCAAUUCUCUCUAAUUCAAGAAAUGGCGGAAGGAGCUCUGUCCGGCGUUGCUAAGGGAAUCAUCGGGAUAGCGGGCAACCUAGCACUCUCAGAGGUUGCACUCAUCUGGGGUGUCAAAGACGAGAUCAACAAACUCAAGGAGACAGUUUCCACUAUCAAAGCUGUCCUUAUGGAUGCAGAGGCGAAGCAACACAACAGUGAAGCGAUCAAAGUGUGGCUGCAAAGGCUUAAGGACGCCAUGUUUGAUGCGGAUGACUUACUGGAUGAAAUCUCCACUGAGGCCCUGCAACGGGAAGUGAUGACCCGUGACAAGGCCAAAAAGGUACGCAUCUUAUUUUCCAAACCUAACCAGCCUGCAUAUGGUAUUAGAAUGGGUCAUAAGGUUAAGGAGAUGAGGGAGAGGCUAGUUGCUAUAGCUGCGGACAGGCAGUUUCACUUGGAUGAACGUUCUGAGGAGGAACAAGUCAGGAAUGAGGCAAGACGGCAGUCUCAUUCCUUUGUAAGUGCUGAAAAUGUUAUUGGCAGGGAGGAGGAUAAGAAGGCCAUUAUUGGAUCUCUGUUGGAUCCCAAUGUUAAGGAGAAUGUUUCUGUCCUUCCGAUAGUUGGUAUCGGAGGACUAGGAAAGACCACAGUUGCUCAACUUGUCUUCAAUGAUAAAGAACUCAGAGAUCAUUUUGAGCCAAAAGUGUGGGUGUGUGUCUCUGAGAAUUUUGAUGUGAAGAUAAUUGUUGAGAAAAUCUUGGAAUGUAUAAAAAAUGAGAAACCGAAAGACCUUGAAAUGAACACAUUAGUCAAUAAUCUUCAAAAAGAAAUUAAUGGAAAAAGAUACUUGCUUGUGUUGGAUGAUGUGUGGAAUGAGAAUCGAGAGAAAUGGCUUAGCUUGAAAGAUAUUUUGAUGGGUGGCGCAAGAGGCAGUGGAAUAUUAUUGACUACACGCAUUAAGAAAGUGGCAGAGAUUACAAAAUCUAUGCAAUCGCACUUGUUAAGGGGUUUAGAUGAUCAACAGUCUUGGUCUUUAUUGAAGAAGAUGGCGUUUAAAGAGGGGGAAGAAUUGAAGAAUGCAAGUUUUGAAAAAAUUGGGAAUGAGAUUCUAAAGAAGUGUGGAGGGAUUCCGCUUGCUAUAAGAGCAAUAGGAGGUCUGUUGUAUUUAAGAAAAUCUGUAAGAGAGUGGCAAUUAUUCAAAGACAAUGAACUUUUGAAUAUAUCUGAGGAAGACAAUGAUAUUUUACCAACAUUAAAGUUGAGUUACGAUCAUCUCCCAUCACAUUUGAAGCAAUGUUUUGCUUUUUGUAGUAUAUUUCCAAAGGAUUAUAAGAUUGAAAAGGCGAGUUUAAUUUAUAUGUGGAUGGCGCAAGGAUUCAUCAAAUUGUAUAACGAAAAGAAAUGUCCACAAGAUGUUGGGAAUGAGUAUUUUAUGGAUUUGCUUUGGAGAUCGUUCUUUCAAGAAGUUGAAAAGGAUGAACUUGGCAAUAUUUUACAAUUCAAAAUACAUGAUUUCAUGCAUGAUUUAGCAAUAAAAGUAAUGGGAUCAGAGAGCACUACCAUUUAUUCAAAAGAGACAGACAUUGAUGAGAAAACUCAUCAUGUGUCAUUUGGGCAUAUAUUAUCCUCAUCUUUGAACAUUCCGACCUCAUUAUAUAGAGCAAGAAGGAUAAAGACAUUUCUUUUGCCAUGUCAACCAACGUAUUAUUGCAUGAGAUUGGAUAGUUCAACUUAUAGUGCAAUUGUGGCAAGUUUUAAGUUCAUACGCUUGUUGGAUUUGCAUUACAUGGGGAUUAAAACAAUUCCAAGUUCUAUCAAAAAAUUGAAGCAUCUAAGAUAUCUUGAUCUUUCUGGAAAUGGAGACAUUAAGAUGCUUCCUAAUUCUAUUGUGAAGUUGUACAAUUUGCAAACACUUAAACUCUCUAGGUGUUAUAAACUUAAAGAAUUGCCAAGAGAUAUUAACAAAUUAGUCAACCUCAAGUUGCUUGAGAUUGAUGGGUGUCAGAGGUUGACUCAUAUGCCAAAUGGACUAGGCCAAUUGACUAAUCUACAAACAUUGUCAAGAUUUGUGAUGAGCAAGGGCAGGAUUGAUUUAGUGCCUAGGAGUUACGGUGAAUUGAAGGAACUUAACAGGCUAAAUGAGUUAAGAGGAAAUCUGUCAAUUGAAAAUCUCAAACGAGUAAAAGAUGCCCGUUUAGAGUAUAAGGAUGCAAAUUUGAAAGAGAAACAGUGCCUUGAUAGGUUAGACUUAAAGUGGGUAGAAGAAGACAUUAAUGAGAAUGGUGCUGCUGGUUAUGAUGACAUGUCAUUGGAAGCCUUGCAACCACAUAUAAAUCUCAAAGCAUUGAGUUUAUGGGGGUAUGGGGGAGUGAGAUUUCCACAUUGGUUUCUGUCCCUCACAAAUCUUGUCCAAUUUAAAUUAGAGUCAUGUAAAAAAUGCAAAUAUCUUCCACCGUUGGACCAAUUGCCUUCUCUCAAAAUUAUUAAUUUGGAGGGAUUGGAUUGUUUAGAGCACAUAUCAGAUUCAGAGAGAAAUAACAGUGAUUCUUUAUUCUACCCAUCUUUGGAGACACUUGAAAUUGAUAAAUGCCCUAAUUUAAAGGGAUGGUGGCGGGGAAGGAGGGAUUCUCUUCCUUCAUUUCCUCUUCUUUCCUACUUAAGAAUUAGGGAUUGCCCUCAGCUGACUUCCUUUCCUUUGUUUCCAUAUCUCGAAAGAUUGAGCCUAAUUAAUUGUAAGUGUAGCUUGAAGCAGUCAUGGGAGAGGAUGAUGAUAAACAACAAGACUUCUUCAGGGAAUCUACCAUCAAUUGCUUCUUCUUCUUCUUCUUCUACAAUUGUCGCCCCUCUCUCCAAAUUAAGUAAAGUGUAUAUAGAGAACACGGAAGAAGCUUUGCCAGAGGAGUGCCUACCAAAUCUCAUUUCUCUCCGUGCUCUACAUCUACAAAAAUGUCCUCUUCCUCAAGGCAUUCGAUAUCUUACAGCACUUCAAAAUCUGAAUGUUUGGAACUGUGAGGUGGUUGAUUUAUCCAAUGAUUGGGAUGAGAUGGAAUGGCAAGGACUUAGGACCCUUCUCUCUUUGGAAUUCUAUAAACUUCCGAAGUUGGUCUCUCUCCCAACGGGGCUUCAAUAUGUCAGCUCUCUACAAAAACUCGAUAUUUCGGAUUUUCCUAGUUUGAUAGCUAUACCGGAGUGGAUCUGCAAACUUAUAUCUCUUCAAUCACUUGAAAUUUGGGAUUGCCCUAAAUUGGAGUCAUUGCCAGAAGGAAUCGGUGCCCUUACCUCUUUGCAAACACUACGAAUUUGGGAUUGCCCUAAUUUGGAAUCAUUGCCAGAAGGAAUCAGUGCCCUUACCUCUUUGCAAACACUAGACAUUAGAGCAUGUCCCAAUUUGGAAGGAGAUCUGUCUCGGCAAGAAGAAGAGCCAGAUGAAGAAGAACCAAAUGAAGAAGCAAAGAAACCUGCUCAUAAGAAUUGGAACUUAAUUAAAGCUUUUGGAUGCUGCAAUUGUUCAACAACUCAACAACUCACUCACUGAUUCAAAAUUGGCACAAGCUAAUAUUAGUAGGAGAAUUGAAUAAAGGCAAAGCUGCAUUCGGCACUGGAAUCUGGUAACCAAGCCAUAGGAAUCAGCUCAUUGUACAGGCUUUUAUCAUGUACAUUUGCAUGGCCAGCUUUUUACAACUAAGUGGCUUUCUCAUGUGAAUUAUCUUUGGAGGACUAGAAGUGAAGAGUGAAUAUUAGGACCCCAUGUAUAAGUGAUGUACUGCUUUUAAUCUCAAAGUACAUUGAGAUACAGUGAUGAUUGCUUUCAUGAAGUGUGCAAAUAGCCUCAAGACUCCUAUGAAAGGAGGAUAUAGGUCAAGAGUGCACUAUGAUGCUCACAUCCCAUCCCAGAGAUUGGAAUUUCUUUUGGAAGGAUUUAACUCCAGUGUUUCUCCAGGUUUCUCAGUAAAGAUGUUGAUGAGUUUAUCAUUUAUUGGAUUCUAUAUGCAAAAGCCUGGGGAGAAUUGAAUACUAAAGCAGGCAAGA
Molecule: messenger RNA, 4166 nt
Organism: Quercus lobata
Lineage: Eukaryota; Viridiplantae; Streptophyta; Magnoliopsida; Fagales; Fagaceae
Product: putative disease resistance protein RGA4
Exons: 7
Coding region: 178-3672 (1164 amino acids)
Molecular function (GO): ADP binding
Source: RefSeq, a predicted model, not a curated record